Cercopithifilaria johnstoni is the source of this 2133-nucleotide messenger RNA. The record is from the annotation of a GenBank genome assembly. Lineage: Eukaryota; Metazoa; Nematoda; Chromadorea; Rhabditida; Onchocercidae.
AUGAAGAAGAAGGGGACUCGUGGCCGCCCACGAAAACAACAAAUUGCCGCACCUGUUAUGUCUGUAGAAGAUGAUGGUGAACAAGUUGUGACGCCAGCAGCAGGUGAAGAAGAAAAUGCAACUGAAGAAAGAAUUAUCACUACAACUGCACAAGAAGAAGAAAAAGCAGAAGAUAAUAUCAUGACUGAGAUGAAAAUGGAAACAUCUGCCGAUGAAACUUUGGAGGAAGAGCCUGAAGCACAGGAAGAGCAGGUGCAGGAACAAGAACAAGAACAAGAACAGGAACAAGAACAAGAGCAAGAAGAAGCUACGACGGCUAAUGGUGAUGAAAUAAAAAAGGAAGAUUCUGAUAUUAAAAUGGAGACGGCGAGUAUAGUUGGGGGAUCUGGAGAUGGUGAAAUGGAAGAUGCCCAUGCUUUGCUACCAGAAAUUGAAGAAACGGAAUUUGUUGAGAACGAAGUUUACAAAGGCUUGAGAGCACAGAGUGUGAAGCCAAAAGUAGCUGUAGCACUGAUUGAAUUAUACGAAGCAACCGAUAUGUCCCCGCAAGAACUUGACGAUCGUGCAAUUGAAAUGCUUCGCUCUCUUCCGCUUGAACAUGCAUUGUUCAUCAUUAAAGAGGUGAAGGAGUCGAAACUCAUGGGCGUUCAAAACAAAGCGCAGUUUUUAAUGUCAGUUAUGCGCAAUUUUCGCGACAAAGUGCGACAGCUUGGAGCAAACGUUGCUCUCUCACAAAAGUUGGUCAAUGGACCUUCGGUUGAAAAAAUCAAGGAGAUUUUGGAUCGAACAGCAUACAAUUUAGAAGUGACUAUUGGCCAGCGAAAAUACGGCGGACCACCACCAGAUUGGGAUGGACCAGCAGCAGGUCCACAGGGAUCAGGGCACGAGAUUUAUAUCGGCAAGAUUCCGAAAGAAGUUUACGAAGACACUUUGAUUACUCUUUUCGAAGAUAUGGGAAAGAUUUGGGAUCUGCGGCUUAUGAUGGAUCCGCUAACGGGAAGAAAUCGUGGCUACGCUUUUCUGACAUAUUGCGACAAGACAUCAGCCUAUGAAGCUGCUAAGAAGUUUGAUGGUUACGAAAUAAUGCCCGGAAAAAAUCUGAAAGUGAACGUGAGCGUUGCCAACACACGACUGUUUAUUGGGAACAUUCCAAAAUCGAAGUCAAAAGAGGAAAUUCUUGCGGAAUUUAAAGAACACACAGAGGGCGUGACAGACUGCAUAAUUUAUUCAAGUCCUGAUGCAGGGGAAAGCCGCAAGAAUCGUGGCUUCUGUUUCCUUGAUUUCUGUGAUCAUAAAACCGCAUCAGACGCAAAACGCAAAAUUCAUGCUGGCAAGCUGCGACCAUGGAAUUCGGAUUUGGUAGUAGAUUGGGCUGAACAGCAGGAGGAACCUGAUGAAGAAACAAUGGCAAAAGUUAAGGUAUUAUAUGUGCGGAAUUUAAAAGAGGCCGUUACUGAAGAGCAACUUAAAGAAAUGUUUUCGGCUUACGGUGAAGUUGAUCGAGCAAAAAAAAUUCGCGACUAUGCCUUUAUUCAUUUUAUGGAAAGAGAACCCGCUAUUAAGGCGAUGGAAGCACUCAACGGUACAGAAUUGGAGGGGAUCGCAAUUAAUAUUUCCCUUGCGAAACCCCAAAGCGACAAGAAAAAAAUGAUGCGUGGACGCGGCCGGGGUUUUGGUGUACGAGGCGCAUUUGGUGAUUUUGGCUUUGGUCGCGGCCUGCGAGGUGGACGUGGUACACCUGGUUUCGGACGUGGUAGUUUUGGUGGACCAACUGAUUUUAGUUACAGUGGUUAUGAUCCCUAUGCGGGCUAUGAAGAAUUAUAUGGUUAUGGAACACCUCCAGGUGCAUAUGGAUAUGGCUACGACGCUUAUGGUUAUGGUCCUGACCCUUAUGGUUACGGGUAUGGUACACCGCCGGUGGGAGGCCGAGGAGGUCGAGGUGGCAUGCCAGGAGGCGGAUUUCAACCGCGUGGUUCUGCGGGUCGAGGUCGUGGUACAGGAGGUCGGGGCGGUCGUGGAGCGACGACACCUCGAGGUGCUAAGCGACCAGGUGAUGCUGCCGGCGGUCCCGCGUCAAAGCGAGAGUUUGGCAGUGAUGAUUUCUCAGCUGAUGUUAAUAUGAAUUCAUUUUAA